Messenger RNA from Ceutorhynchus assimilis (cabbage seed weevil), 1960 nucleotides. Lineage: Eukaryota; Metazoa; Arthropoda; Insecta; Coleoptera; Curculionidae. The record is from the annotation of a GenBank genome assembly.
CAUAUAAAAUUUAUCCUGAAUGUUCAGUUAUUAGUAAUUCUGGAAGCUACAGUUACUAAAGCCGCCAGAAUAGUUAGCUUCACAAAAGUUAUUUCAGCCAAUUUGUGCCGGAAAAGGAUAUCAGUUGAGUUCGCUCGUUCAGUAAAUCAGCUCAAUCCAAAAAAUGUUUAUCAAAAUAAUGUUUCUACUACCUAUGGUAGCACUUUCUUCAACACUGGUUAUGCCCAUCAAUAAAGUGGCACCCGCACUGAAGCAAUCGGACGUUUUAGAAAAAUCCAGCGUACUGGAACAAACGACUGUGGAUGAAGUUUGUGAGUCGGAUGGUGCAGUUGUAGAAGGAGAAACUUGUGAUUCGGAUGGUCCAGUUGACAAUUUGUUAGUGAAUUUGGAACUUGAAUUAGACUUGAACGGUCUUUUGAGUAAUAUUAUUUGUAUACUUGGUGGUGUUCUUGGUAGUAUUCUAAAAAAAGGACACCCUAUUGAUCCAGCAAUGAUGUUAGCUCGCAAAGAUGGCAACGAUGGGAAAUUAGUGGAUUUGGAACUUGGAGUAGACUUGAAUGGUCUUUUGAGCGACAUUCUUUGCUUACUUAGUAGCCUUCUUGGCAGUAUUCUAAAGAAAGGAGAACCUAUCGAUCCAGCAAUGAUGCUAGCUCGUAAAGAUGUUAGUGGAGGGGAUCUAGUUGAUUUGGGCCUUAACGUAGACUCGAGCAGUUUGAGUUGCCUUUUGGGCAAUAUCCUUUGCCUACUAAGUGGUCUUCUUGGCAAUAUUCUCAAAACGCACCCCAUUGAUCAAGAUGUAUUAUUGCGUGGUGGACUUUCGAGCAAUUCACUUAGAAGCGAUAACGUUCCUCUUGUUGAUUUAAGCGUACUAGCGAUUCUUGAAGGCCUUCUAUAUUCUACUAUCGAUGCAGAAGUUGCUGGAGAAAAUGGACUUCUGGACGCAAACGUUGUAGCAAUCCUCGAUCAUUUACUUGCCCUUGUAGUUUCUAUCAAUGUAAAAGGUCAUCCUGUCAAUUUAGCUGCUGCAGAACUUGGACGAAAAUUAUUUGAUGGAAUCGCUGAGAAAAAUGUUGCAAAAGUUAUGCCCAUCAAUAAAGUGGCACCCGCACUGAAGCAAUCGGACGUUUUAGAAAAAUCCAGCGUACUGGAACAAACGACUGUGGAUGAAGUUUGUGAGUCGGAUGGUGCAGUUGUAGAAGGAGAAACUUGUGAUUCGGAUGGUCCAGUUGACAAUUUGUUAGUGAAUUUGGAACUUGAAUUAGACUUGAACGGUCUUUUGAGUAAUAUUAUUUGUAUACUUGGUGGUGUUCUUGGUACUAUUCUAAAAAAAGGACACCCUAUUGAUCCAGCAAUGAUGUUAGCUCGCAAUGAUCGCACUGAUGGGAAAUUAGUGGAUUUGAACCUUGGAGUAGACUUGAAUGGUCUUUUGAGCGACAUUCUUUGCUUACUUAGUAGUCUUCUUGGCAGUAUUCUAAAGAAAGGACAACCUAUCGACCCAACAAUGAUGCUAGCUCGCAAAGAUGUUAGUGGAGGGGAGUUAGUUGAUUUGGGCCUCAACGUAGACUCGAGCAGUUUAAGUUGCCUUUUGGGCAAUAUCCUUUGCCUACUAAGUGGUCUUCUUGGCAAUAUUCUCAAAACGCAUCCCAUUGAUCAAGACGUAUUAAUGCGUGGUGGACUUUCGAGCAAUUCACUUAAAAGCGAUAACGUUCCUCUUGUUGAUCUAAGCGUACUAGCGGUUCUUGAAGGCCUUCUAUAUUCUACUAUCGAUGCAGAAGUUGCUGGAGAAAAUGGACUUCUUGACGCAAACGUUGUAGCAAUCCUCGACCAUUUACUCGCCCUUGUAGUUUCUAUCAAUGUAAAAGGUCAUCCUGUCAAUUUAGCUGCUGCAGAACUUGAACGAAAAUUAUUUGAUGGAAUCGCGGAGAAAAAUGUUGCAAACGUUCAACUUACCAAAAGUUAA